AUGCCUCGUAUCUCUGCUGACAACGUCACCGCCUCCGCUCCCAUCGAGCAGAGCCUGAAUAACCUCCCUGCAAACACGCCCAGCGACAACGACCGCAGCAAAGAAGGGCGGGCCCCUUCUCCCACGUACACACAGAUGGCUGCGCGCCCUCCGUCUCCACGCAUGAGAGGUGGCGCUACUAAGGAAACGUUCCAACGCAGUGCCAUGGUAGACAACACACCUGCCCUGCCUCCCCCAAUGCCACUCACCAUUGGGAGCCCUGCUGAAGCCCCGUUCACGCAGAGGACCACGGCCUUGAGUGAAGAUGACAACCUGGGAUGGACCACAUUCACUGCACCAACCAAAUCCAAGAAGUCAAAACCCAAGAAGGGUAAGGGUAAAGCGAAGGAAGUCACCCCAGUCCCGCUGCAGAAAGGCCCGGUCUUGGGACUUGCAACGCCAGAUGCGUCGCCGAAGGGAAGCAAACCUAGGAAGCAUAGAUGUACUGACUGCAGCAAUGAGGGCCUAGUGACCGGCAAGCAGCAGGAGGCCCCUGUGAGCCUCUUGCUCUCGUCAAAGUCACCCCUAGUCUUUGGACGCAGCUCCCCGUCUCCUCUGUCAUCUGCUAAAGCGGCCUCCCUGAGCGACCACAAACCCCACAAUGAAGGAAGCGAGAUGGACAUUGACCCUGCGGAGGACGCGGGCCUCGAUAGCUUUGGACGGCCUACCCUCUUCCUCCAGAAUGCCUCUGCUGGCUGGGAGUCACCCCAGAACAGCUACUACGGCGACCUUGAACACCACGAGCCUGGACCAAGCUCACAUCCAUCGAAGGGACACAAACGUAGCGCUGCGAGGCAUGACCUCGAGUCCAUGAUCGAGGCCCCCAUCAGCCGCUACACCGCCAUGAACGCCGAAGCAGCAACGGGGCAACUGCGCGAGGAUGUCGACACCUGCCGCCCCGCCCCACACCCUAGGCAACAGAUCUCUAGUGACGAACAGAUGCUGCCGGCGAGCAACAUCUCUGUGCAAUCCGACUCUACCAAGCCGAAGGUGACCCCUCGUAAACCGGCUGUACACCACAACCACGGUCGCUACUCCAUGGCUGCCAUUGGCAACCCACCCCUCACCCCCUACAACAUUAUCCUGGCGGACCCAGACAUCAUGGUGCCCCCAGAAGGCCUGCUGAAGAAGACCCAGGGCGACCGAGUCAACUGGGAGAAGAAAGGGCUUGCCCCAAAGCAAGUGAAGGUGUGGAACAACCUGGGUAGAGACAACCCCUUCAUUGUUGUCCAGUUCGGCGAACUCAGAGCUGAACAUGCAGGCAUGAACGAACGUGCAGUCUUCCUCUACAGCCUCCUCACCUGUCUCUCUGAGCGAACUGACAUCCGUGUCAACCCUGGGCACAGUCCCUUGGAGGAGAAGGAGUACAACAACAACAAGGACGCCCCGCCCAACGUAGAGCCGUUCUGGAUCGGUAUCAAAAAUCUACCUAAAGAGUGGUGCCUCGUGCUGGCACGCGCGGCCUGGCUCCAUGCCGGUAACCACAUCCUUAACUUCGUCCUCUGGCGCAAUGACCUUCCCACCCUUUGUGCGGCCUUCAGAUCUGUAUUCCGCUUCAGAGCACUCUUGAAGGAGGACUCGGAGCUACAGGAGAUCACGGUCAACAUCCUCCUACGUGACAUCGGCAAAGGUGGGAGGCGGCGUGCGGUGCAGGAUGACGCGUUUGGCGCAAUCCUAGAUUCAGUUGACGUUGAAGUACACAACUGCCGCAUCACGCCACACACAUCUGAGGAUGUUGCAUUCAUUCACAUCACCUCCCCUACUGCUGACUGGCAAGACUGGGUCCUCUUUAGAAACGCAAUACAGGCCCAUGGCUUCGGCUCACUCACUGCAGGACACCGCGUUGCGUUCAAGACUCGGGUCUUCUGCGGCUUCUGUCACUCAAUCGGCCACCCAAUAGGACGCUGCCCUGUCAAAGGGUUCUUCCUCCCCCAGAAGAUGCAGUUGCAGAAGCAGCCGACAGCCCAGCCGUUGUCCUCUGGACGUGGAGAACACCAGGGAGGAAGAGGUCAUGGCAAUGGUCGCAGCUGCGGUGGCAGAGGUGGUAAGACACGUGGAUACUAG
This is a messenger RNA of Rhodofomes roseus, 2103 nucleotides long. RefSeq lists its product as uncharacterized. Bases 1 to 2103 code for a protein of 700 amino acids. Lineage: Eukaryota; Fungi; Basidiomycota; Agaricomycetes; Polyporales; Fomitopsidaceae. The record is from RefSeq and is a predicted model, not a curated record. The transcript is spliced from 7 exons.